This is a messenger RNA of Aspergillus ochraceoroseus IBT 24754, 693 nucleotides long. RefSeq lists its product as uncharacterized. Gene Ontology annotation, molecular function: ribosomal small subunit binding; translation initiation factor activity; RNA binding. NCBI's taxonomy places the organism in Eukaryota, Fungi, Ascomycota, Eurotiomycetes, Eurotiales, Aspergillaceae. Gene Ontology annotation, biological process: protein insertion into ER membrane; translational initiation. The transcript has 12 exons. Gene Ontology annotation, cellular component: endoplasmic reticulum membrane; eukaryotic 43S preinitiation complex. Bases 1 to 693 code for a protein of 230 amino acids. The record is from RefSeq and is a predicted model, not a curated record.
AUGGCUUCUAAGAAGGAUAUGCGGAGGUUCGACCUCGCCAUUCCCUACGUCGACCCUCCCAAGGAAAAGAAUGAAGCCGACAUGACCGGUGCUAUGUCUAGCACUAUGCCCAUGGCAGCGAUGUUCACCCGGAACAGGAUGAUCGGAUGGGUCUCAUUCGUCUUUUCGCUGCAAUCAUGGUUGGGAGAAACCGCAGAACAGAAGAAGACUGCUUCUACACCGGCAUACAUGUCCGUUAUGAUGUCUUUGUUGGCAUUGGGUGUUACCUACCUCCCUAUCUUCCUCCCUCCCCCCGCGGUACAAACCGAAACCGCUUUUAAGGGCCGUUUACGACAAAAGGCCGAGUUUAUGUCCAUCGAAAACCUCAAGACCUUCGACCCCUUCGCCGAAGCUGACGAAGACACCGGCGAGACUAAGCAGUCUCAAAAUUACAUCCAUAUACGGAUUCAACAGCGCAAUGGUCGAAAGACCUUGACUACGGUCCAGGGUCUCCCUAAAAAGUUCGAUCAGAAGAAGAUUCUGAAGGUGAUCAAGAAGAAGUUCGCUUGCAAUGGCACCAUCGUCAACGAUACUGAGAUGGGCGAAGUGAUUCAGCUCCAGGGUGACCAGCGUAAAGAUGUUCAGGAGUUCCUGACCGACAAGAAGGAGGGUCUCGAGCUGGACGCCAAGACCAUUAAGGUCCACGGUUUCUAA